UAUGGCAAAUAUAUUGUUAAGAAAGUGAUACUUUUUCGCAAUUUUGACAAAAAAACGAUACUUUUUUCCACUUUUGAUAAUUUUUGCCAUAAAUCGAAAUUUUGGAGUAUUUUUUUAAAGGAAAAAAUGAGACUUUUUGGAUUUUUUUGCAAGAAAAUACAAUUUUUAGCAUUUCUUAGUGAGAAAUAAAGUUUUUAGGCAACUUUGAAAAAAACAGAAUUGUUCCAACUUUAGGCCAAAAGCGACCCUUUGGACAUUUUUGUGAUUGGGGGGGGGGGGCAUCGUAACUGUAACGCUGAAGAUGAGACAGUGUAGCCAGUUGAAAAAGAAUUAUAAAAAGUUCAAGUUAAAAAGGUACUUUUACAUAAUUAUUAUUCAGUGCAGAUAUUUUCAACAUGUUUUUCUUGUUUUUUUUUUUUUUUUUUUUAUUAAAUUGGCCAAGAUUUGGAAAAAUUGAAUUUUCAAAAAUUUAAAAAAAAGUAACUUUGAAACUAAAAUUUAAAAAAAAGUAACCAGUUACUUUUAGUAUUUUUAGGAACUUGGUUACUUGAAAUUCAACCAAGUACGAGCCUUGCAAUGAUCAAAAAAAUUACACGUCAUAAAAAAGUUUGAAAAUCGUCCUUAGAAGAGUUUUUUUGAAUUUUUAAAAAAUCCAAUAAUGAACUGUAGUACUUGAAACUUUGAUUAUACGGGGGUUUUAGGACAUGUUUUUUCGAUCUAGCAAAUCGGAAAUUGCGAGUUCAGAAGAUCCACCUGUUAAAUAAAAGAGCGAAUAAUUAUUCAAAUCUGCUCAAUCAACCACUUCACACUUUAUUUUCAAUUUUUAACCGCCAGAAUAUCCGCAUAAUAACAUCUCAUACUCUCGUAGUAAAUCCAGAAUAAAACGCUCUUUCAACAAACAAAAAAAAGAUCGCAAAAAAACUCAUUAAUAAAUCUAAUUCCUUUUUCAAAAAUGCAUACAAUUAAAUUCCUUUUAAAAUAAAACAAAACAAAAAAAAAAGCUGGCAUCUCUACACCAGAAACAAAUACCUAAUCCGACACGAUACCAGUCUCGAGACUAUAUAAUACCCAUACAUACAACAUCUCCAAACAAGAUCACAAGAAUCCGCAUCGUGUUCGCAGUAGAAAUAUAAGCCAAGGUCACUAAUCGUCGCCCUUGCUACUCCAUUAGGAAGAAUAAUUCCCCGGAUUACGGUAAACUAUGCGGCGUCUCGGCAUUCUGCCAUUGGCUAGGCAGACGAAGUAAUCGCAAAAAAAAAAACAAGUUGCUUGACCGAUUUAUGUACAUAUCACGCUUAGGUGAACUUUAUCGGAUUUACCACUGGUAUUGAUCAUUCCGGAAGGAAAUGAAAUUUCCACCUUGGCAAUAAGACUAGCAAGAAUUGUAUAACAAAUUCGCCGAAAGGUAAGUAAAACAACAUGCACAUCAAGGGCUUAAAAAUUGUUGACGGGGAUAUUGGCCAAUCCAAUUUCAUCAAAUAUACGAAGCUAUGAUCACGAUGUUAUGUAUAGAAAUUAACACCUCAAAUAAUGAACACGAUCAACAAACCUUGCACGAAGAAAUGAUCCGGAAAUUGGCCACUGAAUCGAUUAAUAAAAAUGUACAUACCUAUCUACUCGCCGCUGAUGAAAGGCUACCAGCUUAGCCAAAACGUUCGAUACAAUCUUACUUACUGAGUAAUAAAGCUUGUAAGGUGUCGUACUAGUAUUUUUUAAAAUUUAUACACACGCGUAAUAAUUCUGCUUUUUUUUCAAUAAAAAUAUUGUGAGGUGCAUAUGUACACGCGUAAAAGUGUAGUUCAGUAGUUCUAGCAUUUUGGUCAAAACUUUGUGCUCAAAAUUUAAUUAUAUUUUGAUUGUAAAAAUUUCGCGUGUGAUAUUUCUGUGGUGAAAAAAUUUUUCAAAAAUGAAUGUUGUAGUGAUAAUUGCGUGUUUAAUCGUAAUAGUGAUUUUAUUAAAAAUUUUCGAUAAUGUUAAAAACAAAAGAACGUACGAAUUACUCAAACAAUUUCCAUCUCCUUCGACGUAUCCUUUAAUCGGAAAUCUUUAUUUGUUGUGCGGUCCGUUGAGAAAUUUGUUACCGAGAGCGGAUAAAUUAUUUGAACCUCACGAUCGCCUAGUUUUUUGGUGUAGCUCGAUUCCUGUUUUGCUUCUUAAAAAGCACGACGAUAUUAUGACAAUAUUAACCCAGAGUCAUGAUCGUGAUACGCUUGGAUUCGCAAACGAAUGGAUUGGUAAUGCGAUAUUAACCGCGAAAUACGAAGAUUGGAAAAAAUCAAGAAAAAUUCUAGCGCCGGCAUUCAGUUCACAGAUGCUUUCUAAAUACACCGAUGUCUUCAAUGAAAAAUCUUCAGCUUUAGUUCAUAAAUUCAAAGAAGUGGUGGACACUGGUGAAGUGAUUGACGUUUGGGAUCACUUGAUUAAAACCAACAUAUACACUAUUGUCGAGAAUUCGAUAGGCGUUUCAAUCAAUAAUAUAGACGGAAAAGGAGAGAAAUUCGGCGAUGCGGCAUACGAGGCAUUGGAAAAUGUAGUGCAACGCGUGAUAACACCUUGGUUACAUCCACGUUUUAUUUACCAGAUGUACCUAAAAAUUACAGGAAAAAAUCGCACCAUUGAGCAGCUGUAUCAUCUACCUACUAAAAUUUUGAAAGAAAAAAUGACGGAUUACGAGAAUGGAAAUUAUCAAUUUGACGAUGUUGAUUCAUCUAAACUGAUAAUCGACCAGAUAAUCAAAGGAGGUAUGCAUGAGGCUAGUUUCACGGAGAGCCGUAUGAGCGAUGAAUUACUACAAAUAAUCGGAGCAGCAAUGGAGACUACAGCAUUGAACGUAUGCUUUACAUUGCUCAUGUUAGCUAUUCACCAGGAUAUUCAGCAAAAAGUGUAUGAAGAAAUCAUAGGACUUUUGGCAGACGAUGAAAAACUCACUCCGAAUCAUUUAUUUAAUGAGUUGAAAUAUAUGGAGCAGUGCAUCAAAGAGACAUCUCGAAUGUACUCUCAAGUGGUAGCCACACUCAGACGUACGCAUAAGGAAUGUGUAUUAAAAGAUAACAAAAUCGUUCCGGCUAAUACGCUAGUUUUCUUGGCUAUUCAUUGGGCUCAGCACGAUAAAGACAUGUACAAAAAUCCAUUCAAAUGGGAUCCGGAACAUUUUAGUGAAGAAGCGGAACAGAAUCGGCCAAAAAACAGUCUUUUGAGUUUUGGAUAUGGGCCACGAUCUUGCCUAGGGUCUAAAUACGCAAUGAUGUCGAUCAAAACACAAAUUUCUUACAUUUUACGGAAUUAUCAUUUAUCAACGAAUGUAGAAGAAUUCACAUACGCUGAUUUACACGUGGACAUAGCGAUCAGAAGUAAAAUAGGAUACCCCAUCAAAUUUACAAGCAGGCAGAAAUCGCAUCAAUGAAAUUCCAUUUCCUGAUAUUCCUAUUCAUCUUGCUACGUGCCUACCCAAAUUUAUCGUAGCAAAAAAAAUUAUGAAAUUUUGUUCAACGCUUGAAUUGUUAACUGUGAUUUUAGGUAAUAUGAAAUAUUUAUAAGAAAAAAAAACAACCAGUGAUCAAUCAUAACUAAAAAAAAUCUCACAUUGUCUGAAAUAAUUCAUACUUAUACGCUUCCUACUAGAGGAAAUUCUUUUGAAAAUUCUGCUGAAUUUGUUUUUUGACACAAAAUUCGUACAAUGAGUUAUUCAAGUAUAAUAUGUUUUAAAAUUAAACUUCUUCAGGAAGGGUUGAUAUUUCUUGGAUUCAUUUCCUAUCCAAGGUAUUCAAUUAGAGUGUUCUUAAAUUUUUUUUUGUGCGAUAUUUUUCAUGCAGAUUGUGACGCAAUUUAGUCUUUUAUUCUUAUAUUGAGAUUUGAUUAUUAUAUUCAUAAGAGAUUUUUAUUUAUUUAUUUAUUUAUUUAUUUAUUUAUUUAUUUAUUUACAAAUCUAUUUAUUAAUUUUUCCAA
Messenger RNA from Planococcus citri (citrus mealybug), 3945 nucleotides. RefSeq names its product cytochrome P450 4g15-like. Bases 1907 to 3403 code for a protein of 498 amino acids. Gene Ontology annotation, molecular function: heme binding; monooxygenase activity; iron ion binding. The record is from RefSeq and is a predicted model, not a curated record. NCBI's taxonomy places the organism in Eukaryota, Metazoa, Arthropoda, Insecta, Hemiptera, Pseudococcidae. The transcript is spliced from 12 exons.